AGACAGAUGUAUCAUAGGUUAUACCCUGGGGAGGCUACACCAUGUAUCUAUGGCCUUCCAAAAAUCCACAAGGAAGGGUUUCCCCUCAGACCCAUUGUCUGUAGCAUUGACUCUACCACGUACAAUGUAGCGAAAUAUGUAAAAACAGUCUUAUCCCCAUUGGUAGGCAACACUGAUCAUCAUAUAGAGAACACAAAAGGGUUUGUGGCGAGCAUCAAAGACCUCAGAUUGGAGCCAGAGGAAACUUUGGUGUCUUAUGAUGUGACUUCACUUUUCACAUCUGUCCCCACCUCAGCAGCAGUCUCGGUGGUGAGGAAGAGACUGCUCGAGGACUCAACUCUGCAUCGGAGAACAAAACUUAGUGCUGACCACAUCUGCCAAUUACUGGAAAUUUGCCUUAACACCACAUAUUUUCAGUUUAGAGGGAAAUUCUACAGACAAAUUCAUGGUUGUGCUAUGGGCUCACCAGUCUCACCCAUAGUGGCGAAUCUGUACAUGGAAGAGAUGGAGAAACAGGCUCUCACAUCCUUCUCAGGGACAAAACCAAGGCACUGGUUUAGAUACGUGGAUGACACCUUUGUCAUAAUCAAAAAACAAGAAAUUCAGUCUUUCACAGAUCACAUCAAUGCGGUGGACACCAAUAUCAAAUUUACUCGCGAGGACACUAAAGAAAACCAACUAGCCUUCUUAGACUGCAAGGUAAUUAUAGGAAAGGACAGACAGCUACUUACAGAGGUCUUUAGAAAGGCCACACACACUGACCAAUACCUGCUUUUUGAAUCAAACCAUCCACUACAACAUAAACUAGGGGUUAUUAGGACCCUCCAACAUAGAGCGGAACAAAUACCAACUAGUGCUGAGGGAAAGAAAAAGGAGACACAACAUGUCCAGAGAGCGCUCUCAACCUGUGGGUACCCACGGUGGGCUUUUAACAAAUGUCAAAAGAAGAGAGUAGGGAAAGAAACCCAAAAGCCCACAGAAGCUAAAAGGAGAGGAGUGGUAGUCCCUUAUGUAGCGGGGGUCUCCGAAAAACUCCAGAGGAUCUUAUGGCAACACAAAAUUCCUACCUAUUUCAAACCAGUAAAUACCCUGAGACAAAAAUUAGUGCAUCCUAAAGACAAGGCUCCAAACCAGAAACAGAGCAAUGUGGUCUAUUCCAUCCACUGUAAAGAUGAGGAAUGCAAAGAGCACUACAUUGGGGAAACUAAGCAAAUGCUCCAAAAAAGGCUUUAUCAACAUCGCAGGGACAAUGCUAGUGGUCCUCAAUCAGCAGUACAUCUACACCUGAAAGCUACCAAUCACUCUUUUCAGGACAGCGAGGUAAAGAUUUUGGCCAAAGAAAACAGAUGGUUUGAAAGAGGAGUAAAGGAAGCUAUUUUUGUCAAACAACAGAACCCAUCAUUGAAUCGGAAUGGUGGU
Messenger RNA from Dunckerocampus dactyliophorus (ringed pipefish), 1419 nucleotides. RefSeq lists its product as uncharacterized. The annotation marks the transcript as partial. The record is from RefSeq and is a predicted model, not a curated record. The transcript has a single exon. NCBI's taxonomy places the organism in Eukaryota, Metazoa, Chordata, Actinopteri, Syngnathiformes, Syngnathidae.